AUGACUUCCCUGACACAGCGGAGCUCGGGCCUAGUGCAGAGGCGGACCGGGGCCUCUCGUACCGCCGCCGCCGACAAGGACGGAGGGUCCGGGGAUGAGGACUUCGAGCCCCGCCGCGGGGAAGAGCAGCAGGAGGAGCAAGACAAGGGAGACUCCAAAGAAACUCGACUCACUUUGAUGGAAGAAGUGCUACUCUUGGGAUUGAAGGACCGCGAGGUAUAAUUACAUUUUUGUAUUUAUUUUACAACUAAAACCAUAUUUAGCUGGUUGGGUAACGUUAGCUAACGUUAUUCAAAUACGUCAAAUAAAAUGGACUAACAUGCGAUAGCUAGUUACAUUUAGUCAACAUCAAAUUAUUACUAGCUAAUGCUAGCUAGUUAACUGCACAGCUAACUAGCGUUACCUACCUAUUUAGUUAUCUAGUUACGUUUACAUUGACUUGCUGGCUACAUUGACAAGGUUUUAACUAGGUAGUUAAUUUUUAGUGCCAAAAAGAGACUAACGUUAGCCCUUGAUCAUGCCAUUGGACCAAGGCGUCUUCUGUAAGGGGGAAGUUUUGUUAAGAGCCCCGACGCUUGGUCUGAACAACGCUAGCGAUACGGUUUUGGAAGCAUAAGGAACCUCUUUUAUAAUAUCAGCAUAAAUCAAUUUUCAAAAAACUAUCUAGAUACACACGGCGAGGCGUGGUUUAACUUGACCAGUAGGGUACAGCAAUAGGCUACUCCCAUGUAAUAAGCCUAACUUGGGCGGCAAACUACUAAGACUUUUUUGUUGUUGUUUUAAAUAAACGUUUUCAGCAGCCUCAGGUGUCGUUAUAAACACACUUGGCUGUCACAACAACAAAUGAUUUGCAUGAUACUUAUUCUGCCACUCUUAACUUGUCACUCGACUUGCUGACGGUAAAGCUGUCGCACCAUACUUACGUCACUGUUUGUUUACCCCCUAGUCCUUUUGCCAGUUAACAUGUGUCAGCUGGCUGGCGAGCGAGAGAAGUUCAUCUCGAUCUAAUUAGCUAGUUAGAUAUGUUGCGUUACUACUGCGUCUUUACCUGCCCUUGAAAGGGAUUUAGAAAAGUUGAUUCUUGUUGGCUUGCCUAUAUGUUCUUUCAACUUCCUGGAGAAUAGCUGGGCAGACAACCCUACCAAAUGGCCCAAAGUAGCUUAUGGCGAUAUCUACACCUACUUGGUGGAAUCUCCAGGUUUGCAUAAAUAUCCAAAUGCAGAAUAAUAUUAUAGCUGUUAUUUAGACGGAUACAUCUCACUAGGCCUUUACUACAAGCUAACUAGCAAGCUUGAUGCAAUACACAUAGCUAGUUAGCUGCAUACACGUGUUAUCGACUUACCGGUGAUGAAUUGCCUCGAACACACCGAUCUAUGGAGUAACCAGAGCCCAAAGCUUUCCAUCAUCAUCGUGGCGUAAUAGCCUGAAAUCAUGAGCUUCAUCUAACCUGGUCCUUGGGCAGUUUGAUUAAACUUAGUGGGUGGUCUUUUUUCUCCUUUUGUUCAAACAAAGCUCCGCAAACAGCUUUUCACUCGCUCUGAGACCAUGAAGUAGAUGUUUCCCUUUGCUCUGCAAGGACCGCAGCUUUUGUGGAGCGACGGGUAACGAUGCUUUGAGGGUGACUGUUGUCGAUGUGUGCAGAGGGUCCCUGGUUCAAGCCCAGGUUGGGGUGAGGAGAGGGACGGAAGCAACACUGUUACAUCGUUUUGAUGUGAUAUGAAAGUAAAGGGCUUUAUGUUUCUAGAACCGUAUUGUAAUUGAGAAUCAAUUCACUUUUAGAUGGAGUAUUUGGCUGUUUUGGCUGGCAGAGCCAGUCUACCUCAGAAUAUAACAUAAGGAGAAAGGGUAGGGUAUAGACCAGUGGUCACCAACCGAUCGGUCUCCAUUCUUUGUCGAUCACCAAACACUUCUGUAAAAAAAACAACAACGAUAAAGCCUUUGCGUUCAUAUUUGUUUUUAUUCGUUUCGCACUGUUGACGGUAGGUGCACUUGAUUCAGCAGCCCUAGUGCCCGGAAGGUAGUGUUCAUUUCAUGUGUCUGAAGGUAGAACUCUGCCUACCCAGCAGGCCCAGAGAGCAAAUCAAGUGCACCUAUAGGCCUACUGCUAGCAAAAUCAGAUAAUACAGAUCACCGUGUCUGCACAGUUUCCUCGAGCUAUAGACUGUAAAAAAGAAGCCUCGAACGCGCAGCAAAGUUGAUACUGUGAGAUUUUAAAACUUUUAAAACCAUGACCAGACGGACUCAACGAAUACAGCGAAGAGCUGCUGUUUUUAUAAGUUCAUGUUUAAGUUGAUAUUCAGCACAUUCUCCCUACUUCCAGCACUGCAGCUGUAAUGAACGAGUACAGCAAAGCGUUCCAAUAAGCUUCUGUUGUUAUUAGCGGCUUGUUUUUUUAUAUAUCGAGGAAUAUUUCACUUUCUCUGGUCAUAGGAGUAACACCAUGAAUUGGUGCACGAGGCAGAAAUAAUGCAGUGCGACUUGAGUUUCGCCAUCAGCUGGAAGACUGUGUCCCCUUUACUCAGCGGAGGGAGGGAGAGAGGAGGGACGGUGAGUCGGGUGAGAGGCAGCCUCACCGCUGCUCCCUCCCUCCCCCUCAGACUGACCACCACUGGGCUAGGUUAAUGUUAACUGUUGAGCAGCACCAUCUGAUGAGUAAAGUAUUUUGCAAGACUAUUUUGAAGUGGAAUAAAUUGUGCACUUAUUAACAAUGACAACACAAUUCCAAUCAAAAUAGAAGAUUGUACAAAAUACUGUAGCCUACCAAUACUAUAUCCAACCCAACUCCAUCUGUUGCCACUAUCAUAUAUUCAUUUUACAUUUUACAUUUUAGUUAUUUAGCACACGCUCUUAUCCAGAGCGACUUACAGUUAGUGAGUGCAUACAUUUUGAAAUUCCAGUGGUUUUCAAACGUUUUGACGAGCGACCCCAUAAAAAAGGAGUGGUACAAAACCUUGAUUCAAUCAGCUACAGUCUUAUGUAUGGAGAUGAGCAGUGUCCGGAAAUCUGGAGUCUGGGUCCCGUGGCCCCCCCCCCCCCCUUUUGUAGGCCUGUGAAUCAUAAAAAAAAAUAAUAAUACACUUCUGGUCAAAAGUUUUAGAACACCUACUCAUUCUAGGGUUUUUCUUUAUUUUGACUAUUUUCUACAUUAGAAUGAGUAGGUGUUCUAAAACUUUUGACUGGUAGUGUACAUAUCGUUCUAUUUAUCGUUAUCAUGAUAAUUCAGUCAAUUUAUCGUGAUAUGGAUUUUUGUCCAUAUCGCCCAGUUCUACAGUGUAGUGACUGUUCUGUUCAACACAUCGUUCAUCAGGGCUCUGUGGUUGUAUGCUCUCAUACAUGCCCCCCCCCCCCCCCCCCCCCCCCCCACACACACGCGCGCUCACCCCCUGUUCUUCUCUUCUUCUUCUCUAAGGGCUACACGUCGUUCUGGAACGACUGCAUCUCGUCAGGGCUGCGUGGCUGCAUGCUGAUAGAGCUGGCCAUCAGAGGACGUCUACACCUGGAGGCCUGUGGCAUGAGGAGGAAAAGCCUGCUCGCCAGGAAGGUAGGGAAUCCUGACCAACCGGCUGCUCUGUGUGUAUGUUCACUAACCAAUGAUCAUCUCGCGUGUGUGUGGCCAGCAAGGUGUUGCACUUCCUUGCCUAUAGUCGGAUUACAUGACAUUACAACACUUCUGUCCUGUGUUGCGCAAAUAAAAUAAAGCCACGUUAUGCUGGAUUAGUUAACAAAAUAAAGCCACGUUAUGCUGGAUUAGUUAACAAAAUAAAGCCACGUUAUGCUGGAUUAGUUAACAAAAUAAAGCCACGUUAUGCUGGAUUAGUUAACAAAAUAAAGCCACGUUAUGCUGGAUUAGUUAACAAAAUAAAGCCACGUUAUGCUGGAUUAGUUAACAAAAUAAAGCCACGUUAUGCUGGAUUAGUUAACAAAAUAAAGCCACGUUAUCCUGGAUUAGUUAACAAAAUAAAGCCACGUUAUGCUGGAUUAGUUAACAAAAUAAAGCCACGUUAUGCUGGAUUAGUUAACAAAAUAAAGCCACGUUAUGCUGGAUUAGUUAACAAAAUAAAGCCACGUUAUGCUGGAUUAGUUAACAAAAUAAAGCCACGUUAUGCUGGAUUAGUUAACAAAAUAAAUAGCCUACAUAGAAAUGUAAACGUCUCUGGUUCUGGUGUAUGGGCUCAGGUGUUGUUAUCAUACCAGAAUUUUGACUUCAAUACCAGGUUUAGUAUCACGAUACUCGAUACCAAAACGAAACCAGAAUGCAUAUUAGCCAAAGUCCCAGAAUGGCACUAGAUCCAGACAGAUAAACUCAGCUACUGCUCUGUUCAAUCGUCGGGCAUCUUUUAGUUCAAUAUCAUUACAUUUGAAAAAUUUUAAUGUCCAUUUUUUUUGAGACAGCCAUUUAUUCAUUAAUUUAAUUAAUUAUACCAAUCAUGCUAUGAAUUUGACUUUGUUUUUACCAAUCUAACUACAAAACAACAUCAUGGUAAUAAUUAAUUUGAAUGGUAAAUCUCUAUUGAUAAACUGGGUAAAUCAAGAUGUAGCCUUGGUCUAUUCCCAAUACAGGUGAAUGCAUAUUAUUCAAUAGGAGUGUGUGAAUGUGUGCAUUUAUUUUAAACAUUGUGGAAUAGAGUUCCAUGUAGUCAUGGCUCUAUGUAGUACUGUGAAGAGACCUCUGGUGGCAUGCCUUGUGGGGUAUGCAUGGGUGUCCGAGCCAGUAGUUCAAACAGACAGCUCGGUGCAUUCAACAUGUCAAUACCUCUCUCAAAUACAAGUAGUGAUGAAGUCAAUCUCUCCUCCACUUUGAGCCAGGAGAGAUUGACAUGCAUAUUAUUAAUGUUAGAUCUCUGUGUACAUCCAAGGGCCAGCCGUGCUGCCCUGUUCUGAGCCAAUUGCAAUUUUCCUAAGUCCCUCUUUGUGGCACCUGACCACACGACUGAACAGUAGUCCAGGUGUGACAAAACUAGGGCCUGUAGGACCUGCAUUGUUGAUAGCGCUGUUAAAAAUGCAGAGUAGCGCUUUAUUAUGGACAGACUUCUCCCCAUUCUAGCUACUGUUGUGUCAAUAUGUUUUGAUCAUGACAGUUUACAAUCCAGGGUUACUCCAAGCAGUUUAGUCACCUCAACUUGCUCAAUUUCCACAUUAUUCAUUACAAGAUUUAGUUGAGGUUUAUGGUUUAGUGAAUGAUUUGUCCCAAAUACAAUGCUUUUAGUUUUUGAAAUAUUUAGGAGUAACUUAUUCUUUGCCACCCAUUCUGAAACUAACUGCAGCUCUUUAAGUGUUGCAGUCAUUUCAUUCGCUGUGGUAGCUGACAUGUAUAGUGUUGAGUCAUCCGCAUACAUAGACACACUGGCUUUACUCAAAGCUUUACUCAAAUGUCGUUAGUAAAGAUAGAAAAGAGUAAGGGGCCUAGACUGCUGCCCUGGGGAAUUCCUGAUUCUACAUAGAUUUUGUUGGAGAGGCUUCCAUUAAAGACCACCCUCUGUGUUCUGUUAGACAGGUAACUCUUUAUCCACAAUAUAGCAGGGGGUGUAAAGCCAUAACUUAUACAUUUUUCCAGCAGCAGGCUAUGAUCGAUAAUGUCAAAAGCCGCACUGAAGUCUAACAAAACAGCCCCGAACAAUUUUUUUAUCAUCAAUUUCUCUCAGCCAAUCAUCAGUCAUUUGUGUAAGUGCUAUGCUUGUUGAAUGUCCUUACUUAUAAACGUGCUGAAAGUCUGUUGUCAAUUUGUUUAUUGUAAAAUAGCAUUGUAUCUGGUCAAACACAAUUUUUUCCAAAAGUUUACAAAGGGUUGGUAACAGGCUGAUUGGUCGGCUAUUUGAGCCAGUAAAGGGGUCUUUACUAUCCUUAGGUAGGGGAAUAACUUUUGCUUCCCUCCAGGCCUGAGGGCACACACUUUCUAGUAGGCUUAAAUUGAAGAUAUGGCAAAUAGGAGUGGCAAUAUCUUCAGCUAUUAUCCUCAGUAAUUUUCCAUCGAAGUUGUCAUUGUUGAUAGACAACAAUAAUUUUUUCACCUCUUCCAUACUUUAAGGAAUUCAAAAUUACAAUGCUUGUCUUUCAUAAUUUGGUCAGAUAUACUUGGAUGUGUAGUGUCAGCGUUUGUUACUGGCAUGUCAUGCCUAAGUCUGCUAAUCUUGCCAAUGAAAAAAUUAUUAAAGUAGUUGGCAAUAUCAGUGGGUUUUGUGAUGAAUUAGCCAUCUGAUUCAAUGAAUGAUGGAGCGGAGUUUGCCUUUUUGCCCAAAAUUUAUUUUAGGCGCUCCAAAGCUUUUUACUAUCAUUCUUUGUCAUUUAUCUUUGUUUCAUAGUGUAGUUUUUUUCUUUUUUUUCUUCAGCCACAACAUUUCUCAAUUUGCAAUACGUUUGCCAAUCAAACUUAUUUGCCAUUUAUUUUGCCUCAUCCCUCUCAACCAUAAUUUUUUUCAAUUCCUCAUCAAUCCACAGGGUUUUAACAAUUUUUAGUCAUUUUCUUAAUGAGUGCAUGCUUAUUAACUGGGUUAAGCAAUUUUAUAAAUGUGUCAAGUGCAGCGUCUGGUUGCUCCUCAUUAAACACCACGGACCAACACGUAUUCUAUACAAAGGAAUCGCUACAAAACGUAUAGUAUAACCUCUUAUACACUAUAUUAGGCCCAGCCUUUGGAACUUUGGUUUUCCUAGAUAUGGCUACUAUAUUGUGAUCACUACAUCCGAUGGAAUUGGAUACUGUUUUCAAACAAAUUUCUGCAGCAUUAGUAAAAAUCAGUGGUGUAAAAUACUUAAGUCGUUUUUUGGGGUAUCUGUACUUUACUUUACUAUUUAUAUUUUUGACAACUUUUACUUUUACUUCACUACAUUCCUAAAGAAAAUAAUGUACUUUUUACUCCAUACAUGCUUAGCAGGACAGGAAAAUGGUCCAAUUCACGCACGUAUCAAGAGAACAUCCCUGGUCAUCCCUACUGCCUCUGAUUUGGCAGACUCACUAAACACAAAUGCUUCGCUUGUAAGUUAUGUCAGCAUGUUGUAGUGUGACCCUGGCUAUCCGUACAUAAAAAAUAAAUGGUGCCUUCUAGUUAGCUUAAUAUAAGCAAUUUUAAAUGAUUUAUACUUUUACUUUUUAUUUUUGAUACUUAAGUAUAUUUUUCAUCAAAUACUUGUAGACUUUUACUCAAGUAGUAUUUUACUUGAGUCAUUUUCUAUUAAGGUAUCUUUACUUUUACUCAAGUAUGACAAUUGGGUACUUUUUCCACCACUGGUAAAAAUGUGAUCAAUACAUGUUGAUUUCAUUCCUGUGCUGUUUGUAACUACCCUGGUAGGUUGAUUGAUAACCUUAACCAGGUUGCAGGCAAUAGUUACAGUUUGAAGCUUUUUCUUGAGUGAUGAAAGCUAUUCAUUAAUCACCCAGAAAAUAUACCUCUCUAUUGAUAUCACAUACAGUAUCAAUCAUUUCACACGUUAUCCAGAUACUGACUGUUAGCACUUGGUGGUCUAUAGCAGCUUCCCACCAGAAUGGGCUUUAGGUGAGGCAGAUGAACCUGUAGCCAUAUUACUUCAACAGUAUUUAACACGAGAUCCUCUCUAAGCUUUACAGGAAUGUGGUUCUGAAUAUAAACAGCCACACCUCCACCUUUUGGAAUUUGUAUUUUCUGUAGAUCUUAUAACCAUGUAUUGCUACCACUGUAUUAUCUAAGUGAGUUUCAGAGAUUGUCAGAAUAUGAAUGUCAUCUGUUACUAGCAAAUUAUUGAUUUCAUGAACCUUGUUUCUUAAGCUGUAUAUGCUAACGUGGGCUGUUUUCUAACACUUUUCUGGGAUGCUUGCUUGUUUUUCUUGUUUUACUGGGAAGCUUAUCAAAGGUAGACAUGCUCAGGUUAUUUAUGUUAGUGCAGGGUGAGCUGCACACAGUGGACUUCCUGCUAGGGCACACCACCUCAUUGCUAACAGUAUAAAUCUGGUUCAUAGGCAUAUGCUUACAGCAUACAAUAGCUGUAGGAUCAGCAGAGGCAUUCAGGGCAUUAAGAGGGACAUACAUUAGGUGACUUACAUUGUCUUCCAACGCCCCUGGUGUAAUGUACAUUUGCUGAAGCAUUUUGACAACUCUGCGUCUCAAUGGUAGGGAUUAGCUGAGCUGGGCUUGGGUCAUUGCUAAGUCAUUGUCUCAACGCAGCCUUAUAAUGCUGUGAAAGGAUCCAGGAACCCACAUUAUUUGGGUGGAUCCCAUCCUCCUUAUAAUACAAGCUUUGUUUCCAGAAGGUUUCAAAAUGGUCAAAUGUUACACCCACAGAGCUGCAAUAGUCUCGUAGCCAGUUAUGGAGGGCUAAAAGUCUGAACCAUUCAACGCCACGAUUUAGGGAGGGCAGAGGGCCAGAUAUUAUGGGGUGUUUGUUGGUGUCAAGUAGAGACCCAAUCAGUUCUUUAAAAUCCAUCUUCAGCUGUUCUGAGCUGCCCUUCAUAAUGUCAUUUGACCCCACAUGAACCAUGACAGUAUCAGCCCCCGGUGACUGACGCACACGCUCGGGAAGCAACCUGGUGAUAUCCUGAACUUUUGCUCCAGGAAAACAGCCUUUGCCCCAGGUACAGAUAUAUGCCCCACCAUCGAACUCCCUAUCACAAUAGCCGGAAUGAUCCGGCCUCUGCCGUGUCUCGAAGCUGAUUGCGAGGCCAGAGCCACAGAACUCACCUGAGAAGAGGGCUGCUGAGACGGGCCACAACAGCCAAAGGGACAGAGCUCUGAUCCAGAGAGCACGGCCCAGCGGAGGUGGUCCAGGCUGUGCCCAGGCAGUUGAUUGACUAGGACAGGAAGAGGUAGCUGGAGGGACAUCCACAGCCAUGGAGGGAACACCCAAACCCCCGGCAGAGGACAGCUGGUACAGGGGCUCAAAGUCACCUGGAGUCUUAACAAUGAGCAGCCAUUUUCUGGUUCAAGCCAAUAGAGGGGUGCAGUGGCGGAAAUUGAUCAUAGUCCAGGAAGGUCCCAUUGUAAUCCUCUUGGAUGUUUGGAUAGGAAACAUUAUAAGAUGCCGAUAGUCUCAUGGUCUCACUGCUGAACGCCCACAGUCUUAGAUGCUCCCUCCAUGGCCGUGGACGCCACUACCUACCAGCGCCUCGCACAGCUGUAUUGUCUGUCUCUCGUUGAAUGUGAAAAGAGACAGAGAAGCACGGGGGGGGGGGUGGGUGAUGGCUGGGUCGGUUGACAGUGGCAUGUCGCCCGGCUGUUCCUUGCUACGCACGGGGCCGGCUGUGUGUUAGCGUUUAGUGUAGCCUCUCAGAGCUGUGUCCCCAGUGUCCCCAGUGUCUGUAGUCGUGGGCGAUACAAAACAUACAUUUACAGCCUGUACUGGCCAACAAUUGGAGUCACACUCACACGCUGGAAGUAAGGACUUUCCUUGAGUAGUUCUGUAGAGAGCGUUGUACGAGUUGAGCUCUUUGUAGCCUAGCUCUGUUGUUGGUAUCCAGGUACUAAAGCGUACAGGGUGAAAAAAGUUGAAUCAAAAAAGUUGAGCAAGGGGGAAAAAAAACUAAGACGUUGGUAAAUGUGUUAAAUGCAGAGUUUUGAUUUAAACAGUUAUUAAAAGUUUUUUUUUUAAAUCGAAAAGUUUGGCAGGUAGCCAAGUCGCAACAAACAGCACAGCAGCACGACUACACAAAACUGUGAUGUUGAAGUCACGCCAAUGCUGAAGUCACACCACGUGAGAUGGUGAGGGAGACAAAGUGAAUUAAUAACGUUUUUGGUAACAAUCAGCUUUGAAAUCAGCAGAUUUUACGUUAUGGUUUUGCAUAUUAUCAGUAGUGAAUUCAGCUGUAAGCUAGCAUGGAAAGUUAGCAUACGAUUAAAACGUUUCUUUUAGAAAGAUUAUGGAAUAUAUUUUGUUUCGAUAAGUAUUCAACCCCCUGAGUCAGUACAUGUUAGAAUCUCCUUUGGCAGUGAUUACAGCUGUGAGUCUUUCUGGGUAAGUCUCUAAGAGCUUUGCACACCUGGAUUGUACAAUAUUUUCACAUUAUUCUUUUUAAAAAAAUGUCUUCAAACGCUGUCAAGUUGGUUGUUGAUCAUUGCUAUCUCUUUUCAUGUCUUGCCAUAGAUUUUCAAGCUUAAUUUUAAGUCAAAACUGUAACUAGGCCUUUCAGGAACAUUCAGUAUCGUCUUGGUAAGCAACUCCAGUGUAGAUUUGGCCUGUUUUAGGUUAUUGUCCUGCUGAAAGGUGAAUUUGUCUCCCAGUGUAUGUUGGAAAACAGACUGAACCAGGUUUUCCUCUAAGAUUUUGCCUGUGCUUAGCUAUAUUCCUUUUCUUUUUAUCCUAAGAAAACUCCCUAGUCCUUGCCGAUGACAAGCAUACCCAUAACAUGAUGCAGCCACCACCAUGCUUGAAGUUAUUGAGUGGUACUCAUUGAUGUGUUGUGUUGGAUUUGCCCCAAACAUAAUACUUUGUAUUCAGGACAAAAAGUUAAUUUCUUUGCCACAUUUUUGGCCAGUAUAAUUUUUAUUCUGUACAGGCAUCCAUCCUUUUUACUUAGUCAUUUAUGUAAAUUACGUUAGUAUUGUGGAGUAACUGCAAUGUUGUUGAUUCAUCCUCAGUUAUCUCCUAGCACAGCCAUUAAACUCUGUUUUUAAAAUCAUCAUUGGCCUCAUGGUGAAAUCCCUGAGCGGUUUCCUUCCUCUCUGAGUUAGGAAGGACACUGCGUGUAUUGGUAGUGACUGCGUGUAUUGAUACACCACCCAAAGUGUAAUUAAUAAGUUCACCAUGCUCCGUGAUAUUCAAAGUCUGCUUUUUUUAAAUUUAUUUUUAUCUACCACCAUAUCUGUGUGCGGUACAGAGAUGGGGUAGUCAUUCAAAAAUCAUGUUAAACACUAUUAUAGCACACAGAGUGAGUCCAUGGAACUCCUGAACUUAUUUAGCCAUAACAAAAGGGUUGAAUACUUAUAAAAAAUUAAAAUUUCUAAAAACAUAAUUCCACUUUGACAUUUUAAAUUAAAUUCAGGCUGUAAAUGUACUUAUUUAAGCUCACCAGAAUCUUAGUUUAGACAUUUUUAACAUAAGUUUUAUGACAUUACUUACAACCGUUUUUAAUAAGACAAAAACAUAUUUGAUAAAAUGUACCCUUUAAACCCAUAGGAGUUCCAAAUAAGCCCACCUCUUUUUAAAUAAUCAAUUUUGAAUUCAUUUUCAAAUGUUCAAAACUUACAAACUGACAUUUCUUAUGCACAAUUAUAUUAUAUGAAUCUCCCCUAAAGAUAUUAAAAUGAACUGAUCAUUGCUAUUCAUCAUGAAAGUAGCACUCAUAACAGGGGGGUGUCCAAUCACAUCCACAGAGAUCAGUGUGGACUUCUGUUCUUGCCAACCAGUACACACCUGAUUCAACUAAUCAUAGACGUCAAUCAAGACAUGAUUAGUUGAAUCGUGUGUGUGUGUUAUUGCUUGGUUAGAACAUAAACCUGCACCCACACCCUCCUGUGUAUAAGAUGUCAUGCACAAAGACCAUAACAGACAGACACAACUUUCUGUGAAUUAUCUGAAAGCUGAUUCACAUUUUACUGUACUGCUGUUCUUGUUAAUUAGGCUUUAGGAAGACCAGUUCAAUUAUCUGAAGACCGUUUCAAAUCUCCCUCUCUACGGUUGUAUUACAAAGGUACAGGUGGGUGGACAAAAACACGGAAUAACCUGAAUGAAUGAAAUAAUAAAGUCAACAAAUGUAAUAUACACAACAACUGAAAUAUUUUAUUCAAAGUAAAGUAAUGUGAAUAACCGAUGGUUAAUAAGUGAUAAGCAGUAAUGGACAGUCACUACCAUCAAGGGACUUUUUAAUACUUUUUGUUCUGUGUUGCAGCAUUCAACCCACAGUGCAUUUAAAUGUAAAAAAAAAAAAAAAAAAAGUAUAAAUCAUGAUUAUUUUUUAAAUAAUAGACCCGAAACUGAACCGACCUCAGAAAGCACUAAUCGUUCAGCACUAUUAUCAACAGAUAGUUUGUUGAUAAUAUCCGUACUUUCCUGGUCCUAGGGACACAAAGCGGUACACGUUUUUGUUUUUGCCUUAGCACUACACAUCUGAUUCAAAUGAUCAAAGCUUGAUACGUUGAUCAUUUCAAUCACAGUGUAGCGUUAGGACCCUUUGGGUCCACAGUACCUGGAAUCAGAGGUUGAGAGGCAGACUGGUCAUUGAUCCCAUGUACCAUCUCCUGUCAUUGUGCCCUUGAGCAAGGCACCUAACCCCCCCCCCCCCCCACAAUUGCUCUCCAUCCAGGGGCUCUGCACUGUUGCUGACCCUGUGUCAACUUCUGUGUAUUUGUUGGUGUUGGAAAAGGGAGUAGGAUUAUAAAGUUGUAUUAAAUUCCUCUUUGGAGACAUCCACGUCUUUUAUCCAGCAUAUUGUCCAUCUAGAGAGGGAUAGACUGCCAUGGCGACACUAGCUGGCUCCCCAUGUAGUCCACUGAUAGACUGCCAUGACGACACUAGCUGGCUCCCCAUGUAGUCCACUCAAGGAAAAAUGUCUGCCGUCGAGCAUUAUUGUCUGGAAAAUAGGACAACACAUUACUCCCCUUGCACAGGCAUUUGUUGAAAUGUAUCAGCACAAUGUUGAUGGGACACAUUUCACUUUGACUAUAACCCACAGACCCCAAGAUGAAUAUGAAUUGUUAGCCUAGGCAGCAGACGGUGCAUGAACGCCCAUGGCUAGGCUAAUGAAUUGUCUAAAGCCAAAUCGUCCUCUAAAAUACUCGUCCUCAUCAAUAUUAUAAAAACGAUAAUGGACAGAUACGCAUGCCACUUUCACCUAGUAGUAAUAGACAUAUUAGGUUUUUUUGGAUUAUGGGCUGGCAUUGUUGUGGAAAACAACCACUAUACUUCAUUACAAAUAAGGUCUUACAGAGUUUUUGUUGCAUCAAGUAAUGACUUUAUUAAAGUUUUCAACAAAGCCGAUACCAGUCUGCAGAGUGGCACCCCGUUCUCCCUUCCUCACCUCACAUUAUAUACCAUCAUCCCCAACUCUUCUAGCUCUAAAUCCCUCCCUCUUCAGUUUCCCGCUCUUUAUCACUCCACGCCCCACUUCCUUUGUCCCUGAGGACGGCUGAACUAUUACUUCAACCAAUCACUCGCUCCCCUGUCUUGCACACACACUCAUGUUUUAGUUUAAACAUGACAAGGCCCUAAAUUACACAAACCUCACCCCCCUCAUGCUGUAAUCAGUCAAGAAGAUACCAAGGAGACAAAGGUCUAGCCCAAACUCCAUUCAUCCCUGGUGCCGCUCCUUUCACUGUGUUUUGAAGAGAGACACAAUAGGCCACAAGCUAGUUUCAGUGUCUCAUCAGAUAAGACAACCAUGGAUCUAAGUAAGAGCAAGCAAUCUGACUCUAGGGCAAGUUCCCUCUCUACUCACCCACACAGUGAAAUUAAAUGACCCAAUACAAUUCCUGGCCCAGUAACAAAGAAUGCUAACUUUAUGCUCUUGAUUAACCCAGUUCUUCCUCAUAGUCCAUUAAACUCUACAGUUCAUUAAUAAUAAUUCACCACAGCAUCUUGAUAGAUGUCUAGCUAGCUAGCUAGCUAGCUUGCCUAAUAAUAGAACAUAAUGUAGCCAAGUCCUCUACUUUAGUUAGCUAGCUAGCUAAGUCCAUUGCAGGGCUAUAAAGCUAUAGCUAUAUAAUGGUUGUUGGCACAGAGAGCAGCUUACCAACAAUACAUGGAUGUAGCUAUUAUUGUGUCUCACAGAAUUAGAUAUUCAAGUUAGCAAGCUAACGUUAGCGUGUUAGAGUUGAGACUUAGCGUGUUAGAGUUGAGACUUAGCUAGUUAGCUACUGGCUAGCUAGCUAGAGAUGUUACAGCACUCGCAUUGAGUCAGAUUUAUUUUCCUGUUGCACAAAGUUAGCUUUUUGGGUGGCAUAGAUAGCUUUUAACAGAAUAGACAGCUUUUGUGACACUGGAGUGGAAAACAAAUAGCUAGCAGAUUAGCUAGACAAAUAAGCACAUUCAUGUUAACUGAAGUGACAAGGCAUUUUGAAUGAAUGGCAGGCAAGUCGUCAGACCUGAUGGAUGAGGUCAGGAAUGGAGAUCUGAAACUAACUCGUAUAGGCUUAGUUCAGUUGUUUCAUAUUUCAAAUAGCCUACAGUAAGAUAGACCACUGCAUUGCAUCCAGUACUUGAAUUAUUCCGAAUUUUCUCCCCAAACAAAAUGAAGCCAGUUCACUCCGUGUAGAGGGCUCGCUCUCUCUCCAGGUAAGGAUACAGUUGUGGCCUCGAGCAAGGCACUUAACCCCAAAAUUAGCUCCAGGGUUGUUGCACUGGGGCUGACCCUGUGCUCCUCUCCAGCAUGUGUGUGUGUUGUGUUGGGCUGGGAGGUUGAGAGCAGAGCAGAAGACACAUUUCCAAUGGAACAUUUCAGACAAAUGAAGGUGAUCUUUUAAGCCAUUGAAUGGCAGUAUGGUUGUGUUCUGAUUCUGACCGUGUUUGUAUGUAGCCUAUAGCCUAGUUGGGUUCUGAUUCUGACUGUGUGGUUCUGUUGUGUCUCCAGGUGAUCUGUAAGUCCGAUGCUCCGACGGGGGACGUGCUGUUGGACGAGGCUCUCAAACACGUAAAGGAGACCCAGCCGCCAGAGACGGUGCAGAGCUGGAUUGAGCUGCUCAGCGGUGAGUGCGUUAGAGCCACACUUUAACAGACAGAGUGGUCUCAGCCAGGCUAACCACCGAACAGACAGGUUUACUACUAACAGAGUGGUCUCAGCCAGGCUAACCACCAAACAGACAGGUUAGCUACUAACAGAGUGGUCUCAGCCAGGUUAACCACCAAACAGACAGGUUAGCUACUAACAGAGUGGUCUCAGCCAGGCUAACCACCGAACAGACAGGUUAGCUACUAACAGUGGUCUCAGCCAGGCUAACCACCAAACAGACAGGUUAGCUACUAACAGAGUGGUCUCAGCCAGGCUAACCUAACAGAGUGGUCUCAGCCAGGCUAACCACCAAACAGACAGGUUAGCUACUAACAGAGUGGUCUCAGCCAGGCUAACCACCAAACAGACAGGUUAGCUACUAACAGAGUGGUCUCAGCCAGGCUAACCACCAAACAGACAGGUUAGCUACUAACAGAGUGGUCUCAGCCAGGCUAACCACCAAACAGACAGGUUAGCUACUAACAGAGUGGUCUCAGCCAGGCUAACCACCAAACAGACAGGUUAGCUACUAACAGAGUGGUCUCAGCCAGGCUAACCACCAAACAGACAGGUUAGCUACUAACAGAGUGGUCUCAGCCAGGCUAACCACCAAACAGACAGGUUAGCUACUAACAGAGUGGUCUCAGCCAGGCUAACCACCGAACAGACAGGUUAGCUACUAACAGAGUGGUCUCAGCCAGGCUAACCACCGAACAGACAGGUUAGCUACUAACAGAGUGGUCUCAGCCAGGCUAACCACCGAACAGACAGGUUAGCUACUAACAGAGUGGUCUCAGCCAGGCUAACCACCGAACAGACAGGUUAGCUACUAACAGAGUGGUCUCAGCCAGGCUAACCACCGAACAGACAGGUUAGCUACUAACAGAGUGGUCUCAGCCAGGCUAACCACCGAACAGACAGGUUAGCUACUAACAGAGUGGUCUCAGCCAGGCUAACCACCAAACAGACAGGUUAGCUACUAACAGAGUGGUCUCAGCCAGGCUAACCACCGAACAGACAGGUUAGCUACUGACAGAGUGGUCUCAGCCAGGCUAACCACCAAACAGACAGGUUAGCUACUAACAGAGUGGUCUCAGCCAGGCUAACCACCGAACAGACAGGUUAGCUACUAACAGAGUGGUCUCAGCCAGGCUAACCACCAAACAGACAGGUUAGCUACUAACAGAGUGGUCUCAGCCAGGCUAACCACCAAACAGACAGGUUAGCUACUGACAGUGGUCUCAGCCAGGCUAACCACCAAACAGACAGGUUAGCUACUGACAGAGUGGUCUCAGCCAGGCUAACCACCAAACAGACAGGUUAGCUACUAACAGAGUGGUCUCUGUAAUAUAUACAUGUUUUUUUCUAUUUUUGGUAAUAAUUAAUCAUUAUUUACAUCUUCUCUUAUCAUGCCACCGAUCAAGUACGAUCAUACUCCCAAGUACGUUCAUACUCCCAAGUACGCUUACUGUAAAGAUGACACAGGACACAGUAUAUUUUACAUUGUGUUGAUUUAAGUAAUUAACCCAGACGGACAGGCUUUGUUGCGUGAGAGCUCAGGAGGAAGAGGAAGUGGCACUCUAUUGGCUGGCAUCUCUGAGGCCAAAGGGCAUAUAAACCAGUCCCUGGUGGUCCCAAAGCCCGAGUCCUGGAUCGGAGUACUACAACGGCCUAGUUACCAUCUGUGAUAGGUCCCCUGUAGCUCAGUUGGUAGAGCAUGGCGCUUGCAACGCCAGGGUAGUGGGUUCGUUUCCCACGGGGGGGGGGGGCAGUAUGAAAAAUGUAUGCACUCACUAACUGUAAAUCGCUCUGGAUAAGAGCAUCUGCUAAAUGACUAAAAUGUAAAAUGUAAAUGUGAUAGUAGGCUUUAUUCGGUUUUUAUAGUCUCUCUGGCAGGUCUGUUUUAUGUCUGAAGCUAGAUUUAAACUAAUGUUUAUGGCUACCUUUUUUACAUUUACAUCAUUUAGCAGACGCUCUUAUCCAGACGCUCUUAUCCAUUUUUAGUUGUGUGAUUGCACAACUUGCACAUCUGAUGUUUUGGCUGUGGUUCUGUUGUUUAGAAUUCCUCUGAGAACGACCUGACUCGUAGUCAUAGCAAACAUUCAAAGCCCAGAUUGUGUGGCAGUCGGCUGUAGCCGUCGUAACCAUAAUCUGAGACAAGCUGCCCUAGAACUUCAAGUUCUCCGUUUUGAUUGAUUAGAAAUGUUUUCACUUGUUAGGCACACCUAGCUCUUAGCCUUUCCAAGUGUUUAUAAUGGCGAGACACUUUACAAUAAAAACAAGUCAACAAAUGAGUUAAGACAAACAAAAGGCAAUACAAUGGAAUAACUACUUGCUCUCUCUCUCGCUCUCUCUUCCCCCCAGGCCUUUUUUAUUUGGCUGUUAUUGAGUUAUGGACAUACAGUUGAAAUCGGAAGUUUACAUACACUUAGGUUGGAGUCAUUAAAACUUGUUUUUCAACCACUCCACAAAUGUCUUGUUAACAAACUAUCGUUUUGGCAAGUCGGUUAGGACAUCUACUUUGUGCAUGACACAAGUAAUUUUUCCAACAAUUGUUUACAGACAGAUUAUUUCACUUAUAAUUCACUGUAUCACAAUUCCAGUGGGUCAGAAGUUUACAUCCACUAAGUUGACUGUGCCUUUAAACAGCUUGGAAAAUUCCAGAAAAUGAUGUAAUGGCUUUAGAAGCUUCUGAUAGGCUAAUUGACAUCAUCAGCCCGUCUGGUGUUCAACCUUCCCAAGUUCUCUCACGUCACCCCCCUCCUCCGCACACUCCACUGGCUUCCAGUUGAAGCUCGCAUCCGCUACAAGACCAUGGUGCUUGCCUAUGGAGCAGUGAGGGGAACGGCACCUCUGUACCUUCAGGCUCUGAUCAGUCCCUACACCCAAACGAGGGCAUUGCGUUCAUCCACCUCUGGCCUGCUGGCUCCCCUUCCUCUGCGGAAGCAUAGCUCCCGCUCAGCCCAGUCAAAACUGUUCGCUGCUCUGGCACCCCAAUGGUGGAACAAGCUCCCUCACGACGCCAGGACAGCGGAGUCACUCACCACCUUCCGGAGACAUUUGAAACCCCACCUCUUUGAGGAAUACCUGGGAUAGGAUAAAGCAAUCCUUCUAACCCCCCCCCCCCAAAUUGUAAAGUGGUUAUCCCACUGGCUAUAGGGUGAACGCACCAAUUUGUGAGUCGCUCUGGCUAAGAGCGUCUGCUAAAUGACGUUAAUGUGCCCUUGAGCAAGGCACUUAACCCUAAUUGCUCCUGUAAGUCGCUCUGGAUAAGAGCGUCUGCUAAAUGACUAAAAUGUAAAUGUAAAUGUAAUUGGAGGUGUACAUGUUGAUGUAUUUCAAGGCCUACCUUCAAACUCAGUGCCGCUUUGCUUGACAUCAUGGGAAAAUCAAAAUAAAUCAGCCAAGACUUCCACAAAUUGUAGACCUCCACAAGUCUGGUUCAUCCUUGGGAGCAAUUUCCAAAUGCCUGAAGAUACCACGUUCAUCUGUACAAACAAUAGUACGCAAGUAUAAACACCAUGGGACCAUGCAGCCGUCAUACCGCUCAGGAAGGAGACGCGUUCUGUAAAGUGCAAAUCAAUCCCAGAACAACAGCAAAGGACCUUGUAAAGAUGCUGGAGGAAACGGGUACAAAAGUAUCUAUAUCCACAGUAAAACGAGUCCAAUAACGACAUAACCUGAAAGGCCACUCAGCAAGGAAGAAGCCACUGCUCCAAAACCGCCAUAAAAAAGCCAGACUACGGUUUGCAACUGCACAUGGGGACAAAGAUUGUACUUUUUGGAGAAAUGUCCUCUGGUCUGAUGAAACAAAAAUAGAACUGUUUGGCCAUAAUGACCAUCGUUAUGUUCGGAGGAAAAAGGGGAAUGCUUGCAAGCUGAAGAACACCAUUCCAACCGUGAAGCACGGGGGUGGCAGCAUCAUGCUGUGGGGGUGCUUUGCUGCGGGAGGGACUGGUGCACUUCACAAAAUAGAUUGGCAUCAUGAGGAAGGAAAAUUAUGUGGAUAUAUUGAAGCAACAUCUCAAGACAUCAGUCAGGAAGUUAAAGCUUGGUCGCAAAUGGGUCUUCCAAAUGGACAAUGACCCCAAGCAUACUUCCAAAGUUGUGGCAAAAUGGCUUAAGGACAACAAAGUCAAGGUAUUGGAGUGGCCAUCACAAAGCCCUGACCUCAAUCCUAUAGAACAUUUGUGGGCAGAACUGAAAAGUCAUGUGCGAGCAAGGAGGCCUACAAACCUGACUCAGUUACACCAGCUCUGUCAGGAGGAAUGGGCCAAAAUUCACCCAACUUUAUUGUGGGAAGCUUGUGGAAGGCUACCCGAAACGUUUGACCCAAGUUUAACAAUUUAAAGGCAAUGCUACCAAAUACUAAUUGAGUGUACAGUGGGGAAAAAAAGUAUUUAGUCAGCCACCAAUUCUGCAAGUUCUCCCACUUAAAAAGAUGAGAGAGGCCUGUAAUUUUCAUCAUAGGUACACGUCAACUAUGACAGACAAAAUGAGAAAAAAAAUCCAGAAAAUCACAUUGUAGGAUUUUUUAUGAAUUUAUUUGCAAAUUAUGGUGGAAAAUAAGUAUUUGGUCAAUAACGAAAGUUUCUCAAUACUUUGUUAUAUACCCUUUGUUGGCAAUGACACAGGUCAAACGUUUUCUGUAAGUCUUCACAAGGUUUUCACACACUGUUGCUGGUAUUAUGGCCCAUUCCUCCAUGCAGAUCUCCUCUAGAGCAGUGAUGUUUUGGGGCUGUCGCUGGGCAACACGGACUUUCAACUCCCUCCAAUGAUUUUCUAUGGGGUUGAGAUCUGGAGACUGGCUAGGCCACUCCAGGACCUUGAAAUGCUUCUUACGAAGCCACUCCUUCGUUGCCCGGGCGGUGUGUUUGGGAUCAUUGUCAUGCUGAAAGACCCAGCCACAUUUCAUCUUCAAUGCCCUUGCUGAUGGAAGGAGGUUUUCACUCUAAAUCUCACGAUACAUGGCCCCAUUCAUUCUUUCCUUUACACGGAUCAGUCGUCCUGGUCCCUUUGCAGAAAAACAGUCCCAAAGCAUGAUGUUUCCACCCCCAUGCUUCACAGUAGGUAUGGUGUUCUUUGGAUGCAACUCAGCAUUCUUUGUCCUCCAAACACGACGAGUUGAGUUUUUACCAAAAAGUUAUAUUUUGGUUUCAUCUGACCAUAUGACAUUCUCCCAAUCCUCUUUUGGAUCAUCCAAAUGCACUCUAGCAAACUUCAGACGGGCCUGGACAUGUACUGGCUUAAGCAGGGGAACACGUCUGGCACUGCAUGAUUUGAGUCCCUGGCGGCGUAGUGUGUUACUGAUGGUAGGCUUUGUUACUUUGGUCCCAGCUCUCUGCAGGUCAUUCACUAGGUCCCCCCGUGUGGUUCUGGGAUUUUUGCUCACCAUUCUUGUGAUAAUUUUGACCCCACGGGGUGAGAUCUUGCGUGGAGCCCCAGAUCGAGGGAGAUUAUCAGUGGUCUUGUAUGUCUUCCAUUUCCUAAUAAUUUCUCCCACAGUUGAUUUCUUCAAACCAAGCUGCUUACCUAUUGCAGAUUCAGUCUUCCCAGCCUGGUGCAGGUCUACAAUUUAGUUUCUGUUGUCCUUUGACAGCUCUUUCGUCUUGGCCAUAGUGGAGUUUGGAGUGUGACUGUUUGAGGUUGUGGACAGGUGUAUUUUAUACUGAUAACAAGUUCAAACAGGUGCCAUUAAUACAGGUAACGAUUGGAGGACAGAGGAGCCUCUUAAAAAAGAAGUUACAGGUCUGUGAGAGCCAGAAAUCUUGCUUGUUUGUAGGUGACCAAAUACUUAUUUUCCACCAUUAUUUGCAAAUAAAUUCAUUAAAAAUCCUACAAUGUGAUUUUCUGGAUUUUUUUUCCUCAAUUUGUCUGUCAUAGUUGACAUGUACCUAUGAUGAAAAUUACAGGCCUCUCUCAUCUUUUUAAGUGGGAGAACUUGCACAAUUGGUGGCUGACUAAAUACUUUUUUUCCCCACUGUAUGUAAACUUCUGACCCACUGGGAAUAAAUAAAAGCUGAAAUAAAUCAUUCUCUCUACUAUUAUUCUGACAUUUCACAUUCUUAAAAUAAAGUGGUGAUCCUAACUGACCUAAGACAGGGCAUUUUUACUAGGAUUAAAUGUCAGGAAUUGUGAAAAACUGAGUUUAAAUGUAUUUGGCUAAGGUGUAUGUAAACUUCCGACUUCAACUGUACGUCACAUCGAACACCUCUCUUCUCUCCCCCCUAUAGGUCUUAACACCUCUCUUCUCUCCCCCCUAUAGGUCUUAACACCUCUAUUCUCUCCCCCCUGUAGGUCUUAACACCUCUCUUCUCUCCCCCCUAUAGGUCUUAACACCACUCUUCUCCCCCUGUAGGUCUUAACACCACUCUUCUCCCCCUAUAGGUCUUAACACCACUCUUCUCCCCCCUAUAGGUCUUAACCCCACUCUUCUCCCCCUAUAGGUCUUAACCCCACUCUUCUCCCCCCUAUAGGUCUUAACACCACUCUUCUCCCCCUAUAGGUCUUAACCCCACUCUUCUCCCCCUAUAGGUCUUAACACCUCUCUUCUCUCCCCCCCUGUAAGUCUUAACACCACUCUUCUCCCCCUAUAGGUCUUAACACCACUCUUCUCCCCCUGUAGGUCUUAACACCUCUCUUCUCCCCCUAUAGGUCUUAACACCACUCUUCUCCCCCUAUAGGUCUUAACACCUCUCUUCUCCCCCUAUAGGUCUUAACCCCACUCUUCUCUCCCCCCUAUAGGUCUUAACACCACUCUUCUCUCCCCUAUAGGUCUUAACCCCACUCUUCUCCCCCUAUAGGUCUUAACCCCACUCUUCUCCCCCCUAUAGGUCUUAACACCUCUCUUCUCUCCCCUAUAGGUCUUAACCCCCACUCUUCUCCCCCUAUAGGUCUUAACACCUCUCUUCUCUCCCCUAUAGGUCUUAACCCCACUCUUCUCCCCCUAUAGGUCUUAACACCUCUCUUCUCUCCCCCUGUAGGUCUUAACACCACUCUUCUCCCCCUAUAGGUCUUAACACCACUCUUCUCCCCCUGUAGGUCUUAACACCACUCUUCUCUCCCCCCUAUAGGUCUUAACACCACUCUUCUCCCCCUAUAGGUCUUAACCCCACUCUUCUCCCCCUAUAGGUCUUAACACCUCUCUUCUCUCCCCUAUAGGUCUUAACCCCACUCUUCUCCCCCUAUAGGUCUUAACACCUCUCUUCUCUCCCCUAUAGGUCUUAACCCCACUCUUCUCCCCCUAUAGGUCUUAACCCCACUCUUCCCCUAUAGGUCUUAACACCUCUCUCUCCCUAUAGGUCUUAACACCUCUCUUCUCUCCCUAUAGGUCUUAACACCACUCUUCUCCCCUGUAGGUCUUAACCCCACUCUUCUCCCCCUAUAGGUCUUAACACCUCUCUUCUCUCCCCUAUAGGUCUUAACCCCACUCUUCUCCCCCUAUAGGUCUUAACACCACUCUUCUCCCCCUAUAGGUCUUAACACCUCUCUUCUCUCCCUAUAGGUCUUAACACCACUCUUCUCCCCCUGUAGGUCUUAACCCCACUCUUCUCCCCCUAUAGGUCUUAACACCUCUCUUCUCUCCUCUAUAGGUCUUAACCCCACUCUUCUCUCCCCUAUAGGUCUUAACACCUCUCUUCUCUCCCCCCUGUAGGUCUUAACACCACUCUUCUCCCCCUAUAGGUCUUAACACCACUCUUCUCCCCCUAUAGGUCUUAACACCACUCUUCUCCCCCUGUAGGUUUACAAAAUAAUCCAUACGGGGAUGAUUUCUGUGUUUUGAAAGUUACAUAUCUUGAAAACUUGAGUGCUGACAAGCAAAACAUUUUGGGACUGAAUGACUGAAAUGUAAAUGUAGACAAUGGACUAAUGAAACAAAUACCAAAUAUCACCCCUCCCUCCCCUCUCUCCCUCUCUCCCUCCCUCCCUCCCUCCCCCCUCUCUCUCUCUCCCUCCUCCCUCCCUCCCCUCCCCAAUAGGUCUUAACACCACUCUUCUCUCCCCCCCCCUGCAGGCGAGACGUGGAACCCUCUGAAGCUGCACUAUCAGCUGAGGAACGUGAGGGAGCGCCUGGCCAAGAACCUGGUGGAAAAGGGCGUGCUGACCACGGAGAAACAGAACUUCCUCCUCUUCGACAUGACCACGCACCCUCUCACCAACAACAACAUCAAACAGCGCCUCAUCAAGAGGAUUCAGGAGGCCGUGUUGGAGAAAUGGGUCAACGACCCGCACCGCAUGGACAAACGGCUGCUCGCCCUCAUCUUCCUGGCCCACUCGUCUGAUGUCCUGGAGAAUGCCUUCGCCCCCCUGCUGGACGACCAGUAUGACCUGGCCAUGAAGAGAGUACGGCAGCUACUGGACCUGGAGCCAGAGGGGGAGAGCAUGAAGACCAACGCCAAUGAGUUGUUGUGGGCGGUGGUGGCUGCCUUCACCAAGUGACCUGACCUACCACCUUCAGACACCAGAGGGUUGGGUGGGUAAUGACGAUGGUGGUGGUUAUGGUGUGAAGGGAGAGGGAGACGACAGGACAGUUUGGGGUGGGACAGAGAGGAGAGGGCUGGUCCUCAGUCUGGUAGUGACUUGACUGACUUGAGUUCACCUCCGCCUUUCUGAACAGAAAGGACUGCUCCAGACCUGUCCCAGAAUUUCUGAACAGAAAGGACUGCUCCAGACCUGUCCCAGAAUUUCUGAACAGAAUGGACUGCUCCAGACCUGUCCCAUA
Molecule: messenger RNA, 23324 nt
Organism: Coregonus sp. 'balchen'
Lineage: Eukaryota; Metazoa; Chordata; Actinopteri; Salmoniformes; Salmonidae
Source: the annotation of a GenBank genome assembly